AUGCCUUUCAAUGAGAGCAAAAUCGAGAUUGAUGCCCCUCCAGCUAAAGUGCGCGAAAUUCUCCUCAACUUCUCCACUUACCCAGAAUGGCAUACGAAGUGGAUUAAAUCCAUUGAGACCCAAGAAAAAGACAAGACGCCCGAGUCCCUCACCACAGGAGAUAAAGUCCAAGUGAAUAUCGAAGGAUAUAAGUUCGUUGCCGAUGUCGUGGAAAAUAAUGAGACUCUCUUUUCCUGGCAGGGCCCACCUGUGUUCACCAUUGCCGGCCUACACAAGUUCCAUAUCGAGCCAACGGAGGAUGGUGCGGGAACUAUCUUCACGCAGUCACAAACAUCCAAGGGAUUCAUGUCUUUUCUCUUCAGUCCAUUGAUAAUGGGAAAGAAGCUGCGAGCCGAUUAUGCAGUCUUUAAUCGUGACUUGAAAGCUCGGGCGGAGGCUUCCACCUAA
Penicillium odoratum is the source of this 447-nucleotide messenger RNA. Its product is annotated as SRPBCC domain-containing protein. The coding region runs from base 1 to 447 and encodes 148 amino acids. NCBI's taxonomy places the organism in Eukaryota, Fungi, Ascomycota, Eurotiomycetes, Eurotiales, Aspergillaceae. The record is from RefSeq and is a predicted model, not a curated record. The transcript has 3 exons.